Molecule: messenger RNA, 999 nt
Organism: Nannospalax galili (Upper Galilee mountains blind mole rat)
Lineage: Eukaryota; Metazoa; Chordata; Mammalia; Rodentia; Spalacidae
Gene: Rrad
Product: RRAD, Ras related glycolysis inhibitor and calcium channel regulator
Exons: 5
Coding region: 193-999 (268 amino acids)
Biological process (GO): negative regulation of high voltage-gated calcium channel activity
Cellular component (GO): plasma membrane
Molecular function (GO): GTPase activity; calcium channel regulator activity; GTP binding
Source: RefSeq, a predicted model, not a curated record
UAGAGGUAGGACCCAGCUUCAGCUGAGGGGCUGAGGAGGCAGCAGAGGAGAAGGCUGCAGCGAAGACAGCGACAAGGGUCGAAGUGUCUGAAGUGUCUGCGAGUGGAUUGUGCCUGAUCCCCCCACUGGGCUGUGUUAGCCGCUGGAUCCAGUCUUAACAACGACUGUGAGGAGUAGACGGCGUCGAACAGGAUGACCCUGAAUGGCGGCAGCGGAGCAGGAGGGAGCCGAGGCGCGGGCCGAGAGCGUGACCGCCGUCGGGGCAGCACCCCCUGGGGCCCGGCGCCCCCACUGCACCGCAGGAGCAUGCCGGUGGACGAGCGCGACCUGCAGGCGGCGCUCACCCCAGGCUCCCUGGCAGCAGCUGCGGCUGGAACCCGGACCCAGGGUCCUAGGCUGGACUGGCCAGAAGGUUCCUCUGACUCUCUCAGUUCCGGAGGCAGUGGCUCAGACGAGAGCGUUUACAAGGUGCUGCUGCUCGGAGCGCCUGGUGUGGGCAAGAGCGCUCUGGCGCGCAUCUUUGGUGGUGUAGAGGACGGACCUGAGGCAGAAGCUGCAGGGCACACAUAUGAUCGGUCUAUCACAGUGGAUGGAGAAGAAGCAUCACUUAUGGUCUAUGACAUUUGGGAGCAGGAUGGAGGCUGCUGGCUGCCUGGCCACUGCAUGGCCAUGGGGGAUGCAUACGUCAUUGUGUACUCAAUAACGGACAAGGGCAGCUUCGAGAAAGCCUCAGAACUAAGGGUCCAGCUGCAACGGGCACGGCAGACAGACAAUGUACCCAUCAUCCUCGUGGGCAACAAGAGUGACCUGGUGCGCUCUCGUGAGGUCUCUGUGGAUGAGGGCCGGGCCUACGCGGUGGUCUUCGACUGCAAGUUCAUAGAGACAUCAGUAGCACUGCAUCACAACGUCCAGGCACUGUUUGAGGGCGUCGUGCGUCAGAUACGCCUGCGCAGGGACAGCAAAGAGGAUAAUGCAUGUCGGCAAGCUGGUACCCGGUGA